UGCCCUCCCACCAUGACUUAAGUCCUAAGCUGAGCGUCAGCAGCAAUUUACCGUGUUCACUCCUAGGACCCUCUAGCCUCUUGGCAUGCCUCUCCUGGAAGGUCCCGUGGGGGUGGAAGACCUCAUCCUCCUGGAGCCCCUGGAUGAGGAGUCUCUGAUCAAGAACCUCCAACUCCGUUAUGAAAACAAAGAGAUUUAUACGUACAUUGGGAAUGUGGUGAUCUCAAUGAACCCCUACCAGCAGCUUCCCAUCUAUGGCCCAGAGUUUAUCGCCAAAUACCGGGACUAUACUUUCUAUGAGCUGAAGCCUCACGUCUAUGCUUUGGCCAAUGUGGCCUACCAGUCACUGAAGGAUCGGGACCGGGACCAGUGUAUCCUCAUCACAGGCGAGAGUGGAGCUGGCAAGACUGAGGCAAGUAAGCUAGUGAUGUCCUACGUGGCUGCUGUCUGUGGGAAAGGAGAGCAGGUGAACUCUGUGAAGGAGCAGCUGCUUCAGUCAAACCCAGUGCUGGAAGCAUUUGGCAAUGCCAAGACCAUCCGUAAUAACAACUCCUCUCGAUUUGGAAAGUACAUGGACAUCGAGUUUGACUUCAAAGGGUCCCCCAUGGGCGGUGUCAUCACCAACUAUCUACUUGAGAAGUCCCGAGUGGUGAAGCAACUCAAAGGGGAGAGGAACUUCCAUAUCUUCUAUCAGCUGCUGGCUGGAGCAGACACACAGCUGCUGAAGGCCCUAAAGCUUGAGGAGGACCCGAGUGUAUACGGCUACCUGAAUGGGGAGGUGUCCAAGGUGAACGGUAUGGACGACGCCUCCAACUUCAGGGCUGUGCAGCAUGCGAUGUCAGUGAUUGGCUUCUCAGAGGAGGAAAUUAGACAAGUGCUGGAGGUGACAGCCCUGGUGCUGAAGCUGGGGAACGUGAAGCUGACAGACGAGUUCCAGGCCAACGGGAUUGCAGCCAGUGGCAUCUGUGAUGGGAAAGGUAUUCAGGAGAUUGGGGAGAUAAUGGGCUUGAACUCUGCUGAACUAGAGAGAGCUCUGUGCUCAAGAACUAUGGAGACAGGCAAAGAGAAGGUAGUCACGGUGCUGAAUGUCACACAGGCUCAAUAUGCUCGGGAUGCCCUUGCAAAGAAUAUUUACAGCCGCCUCUUCGACUGGAUAGUGAAUCGCAUCAACGAGAGCAUCAAGGUGGGCACUGGGGAGAAGAGGAAGGUUAUGGGGGUCCUGGAUAUCUACGGCUUUGAGAUAUUGGAGGAUAACAGCUUUGAGCAGUUCGUGAUCAACUACUGCAAUGAGAAGCUACAGCAGGUGUUCAUAGAACUGACCUUGAAGGAAGAACAGGAGGAAUACAAGAGAGAGGGCAUACCGUGGACAAAGGUGGAAUACUUUGACAACGGCAUCAUCUGUAACCUCAUUGAACAUAGUCAGCGAGGCAUCCUGGCCAUGCUAGACGAGGAGUGCCUGAGACCCGGGGUGGUCAGCGACUCCACCUUCUUAGCGAAGCUGAACCAGCUCUUCUCUAAGCACAGUCACUACGAGAGUAAAGUCUCCCAGAAUGCCCAGCGCCAGUACGACCGCACCAUGGGCCUCAGCUGUUUCCGCAUCAGUCACUACGCGGGCAAGGUGACGUACAACGUGACCGGCUUCAUCGACAAGAAUAAUGACCUACUCUUCCGAGACCUAUCCCAGACAAUGUGGAAGGCCCAGCAUCCCCUCCUGAAGUCCUUGUUCCCAGAGGGGAACCCCAAAGAAGCGUCUCUCAAACGACCCCCGACUGCCGGGACCCAGUUUAAGAAUUCGGUGGCCAUACUCAUGAAGAACCUGUAUUCUAAGAACCCCAACUACAUCAGGUGCAUAAAGCCCAAUGACCAGCAGCAGCAAGGCAGGUUCACCUCAGAGAUGGUUAUGGUCCAGGCUCGAUACCUGGGGCUGCUGGAGAAUGUUCGGGUGCGCAGGGCUGGCUAUGCCUUCCGCCAGGGCUAUAAGCCUUUCCUGGAAAGGUACCGAUUGCUGAGCCGGAGCACCUGGCCUCGCUGGAAUGGGGAUGAUCGGGAAGGUGUGGAGAAGGUCCUCGGGUCUCUGACUUUGUCAUCAGAGGAGCUGGCCUAUGGGAAGACAAAGAUCUUCAUCAGAAGCCCCAAGACCCUUUUCUACCUGGAAGAACAAAGGCGCCUGAGGCUUCAGCAGCUGGCCACCCUCAUACAGAAGGUCUACCGUGGCUGGCGCUGCCGGACCCACUACCAGCAGAUGCGGAAGAGCCAGAUCCUCAUCUCGGCUUGGUUCCGGGGCAACAAGCAAAAGAAACACUACGGGAAGAUACGGUCGUCAGUGCUGCUGAUCCAGGCUUUCGUGAGGGGCUGGAAGGCCCGCAAGAACUAUCGAAAAUACUUCCGGUCAGGCGCUGCCCUCACCUUGGCAAAUUUUAUCUACCAGAGCAUAACACAGAAAUUCCUCUUGAAUCUGAAGAAGAAUUUGCCAUCCACCAAAGUGUUGGACAACACAUGGCCAGCCGCCCCUUACAGGUGCUUCAACACAGCCAAUCAGGAGCUGCAGCGCCUCUUCUACCAGUGGAAGUGCAAGAAGUUCCGAGAUCAGCUGUCCCCGAAGCAGGUGCAGACACUGCGGGAAAAGCUCUGUGCCAGUGAACUGUUUAAGGGCAAGAAGGCUUCCUACCCCCAGAGUGUGCCUAUCCCGUUCCGUGGUGAUUACAUCGGGCUGCAAGGGAACCCCAAGCUGCAGAGACUGAAGGGCAGGGAGGAGGGGCCUGUCUUGGUGGCGGACACCGUGAAGAAGGUCAACCGUGGCAAUGGCAAGACAUCGGCACGGAUUCUUCUCCUGACCAAGGGGCACGUGAUUCUCACAGAUGCCAAGAAGUCCCAGGCCCAAAUUGUCAUAGGACUGGAGGAUGUGACUGGGGUGUCAGUCACCAGCCUCCAGGAUGGGCUCUUUAGCUUGCAUCUGAGUGAGAUGUCAUCGUCAGUCUCCAAGGGGGACAUCCUGCUAGUGAGCGACCAUGUGGUUGAACUGCUGACAAAAAUGUACCAAGCAGUGUUGGAUGCUACACAGAGGCAGCUUUCUGUCACUGUGACUGAGAAGUUCUCAGUAAGGUUCAAGGAGGGCAGUGUGGCUGUCAAGGUUAUCCAGGGCCCCGAGGGGGGUGGGAACAAAAAGCUGAUUUGCAAGAAGAAGGGGAGUAAUGCCAUGGAGGUGACUGUGCGCUGAGGAGGUUGCAGUUUCUUCCUCUGGAGCAGAGCUUCAUGUCUAGCUCUUCUGACUGUGAGGUGGGACUUAGAGAUGAAGAACCCUUGAAGACGGCCCCUCUGUUCCCUGGACCUUUCUAGAAUCCUUACCCAAAUGCAUCAAUCCUCCCAG
Mus pahari (shrew mouse) is the source of this 3367-nucleotide messenger RNA. It is a transcript of the gene Myo1a, whose product is annotated as myosin IA. Lineage: Eukaryota; Metazoa; Chordata; Mammalia; Rodentia; Muridae. Gene Ontology annotation, cellular component: microvillus; actin cytoskeleton; cytoplasm. Gene Ontology annotation, molecular function: ATP binding; microfilament motor activity; actin filament binding. The coding region runs from base 86 to 3217 and encodes 1043 amino acids. The transcript has 27 exons. Gene Ontology annotation, biological process: actin filament organization; vesicle transport along actin filament; sensory perception of sound. The record is from RefSeq and is a predicted model, not a curated record.